Coprinopsis cinerea okayama7#130 is the source of this 2036-nucleotide messenger RNA. RefSeq lists its product as hypothetical. The record is from RefSeq and is a predicted model, not a curated record. The coding region runs from base 1 to 1908 and encodes 635 amino acids. The transcript has 7 exons. Gene Ontology annotation, molecular function: zinc ion binding. NCBI's taxonomy places the organism in Eukaryota, Fungi, Basidiomycota, Agaricomycetes, Agaricales, Psathyrellaceae.
AUGACCGACAAGGCCGUAGCGGGUACCGCGACAAGCACCGACGCUGGGAAUGGGACUGGUGCUGCCCCCACGUUGGCCACAUUCACUCUUGAAAAUAUCUUGGGCCACGACCAUGACAAGAUCGAAAACGCGCACGCUGAGGGGUGGGAUGAGGAGGUGGCAGAUAAACCUGUGGCGGAGGGGUACUGUGUUGAAUGCGAAGAUCAACCUGCGGAUUUGAUUUGUGAAAAUUGUAGCGACGACCCGUUUUGUGAAGUUUGUUUCUCUGCUCAGCACCGGAAGGGCUCGAGGAAGGGACACAAGACGAGGCCGAUCCCCAAAGCGAAUGGAGAGGCUCCUGUGACGAAUGGAGAUGCAGGCGACGCUAUGAAGGUCGACGAGGCUGCAAAGGAUGAAGAUGCCGAAGGAGACAGCGACGAUGAAGACAUGGAGCAAAUCACACUCCCAACGACCACACCCUCCACCCUAGUAGGAUCAGGGCACCAACCCGCCGUCGGCGAACCCGUAGGCGAAUGGUUCGUCGAACGAGCCAAGUACAUCCCCGUCCGUUUAACGAUGGGCGAACGCAAAUACCUUCGCCUCCUCGAAGCCGCCCUUACCGUCUCCGAAUACACCGACAAAAUCGAUAUCAUUGGCUUCGGUCUCUCCAAGACCAAACGAAUCGUACAUCAGAUUCGAGAGCUGUGUGCUAUCAUGUCGGGGUUGCUGAUGUCGGCGGAUUAUAAGCUUGGGCAGGAGCUCUUCACCGAUAAAGACUACCAGGCGAACGCAGAGUUUUAUCAGCAGGUCUUUGAAUUGGGACGGCGUCAUAAGAUUAUGAACCCGGAUAAGAUGAGGACAACCUAUGGGAAGCUCAUCUACGUGUUGCAGGACAGUCAAAGCCCGGAAGUCAAGGACAUGCUCGGCUUCUCAUGCGUCAAGCCUAUCAAAACUGUGUACUCCGUCCUCGAAAAGCACGAUGCUCUGGACUUGCUUCGCGAUGACUUAAUCACGGUCGCCACGAAGGAAAUCUACUCGGAAGGACGCCCCAGACGCGAAGUCCAACGCGACAUCCGAAGUAAGGAGCGGGCUAUCGAGCACUUGUCGGACCUCUACCAACGCAAGGGACUUUCGCAGGAGCAGGUGAAGCAGUGUAUCUAUUCGAUUGGCGACAAUCAUGCCUUCUUGCGAGCCAAUCGUGACCCUUGCGAAAAGAUGAUUGGAUAUCUCAAGCAACAUUUCCAUCCUACGCAAGCCAGGGACCCGCUUUCCAGUUUGGCCAUCCGUAGUGGAAGGGGAGGAGCACGAUUAUCUCACGAUCAUAGCAAGCAGUAUGGUUAUGUCCUGCAGAGUUUGACUCUUUGGCGGGAGAUUUUGCAUGACAUGUUCCAUCUCUGGUCGUUGGCGGAGCAAGACCUGCUGUCCGAGAACAUCCCCUACCGCCUUCGCGACACCGGCCAGGGCCUCAACCGCGUCCAAGACGCCCCCAAAACGUCCCGCAUGAUGCACAGUAUCCUCAACAAAGCGCAACGCAGCGUCGGGAGCUGGAUAGGCUCCAGCGUCAUCCACAUGGGCGACCACAAUGUCCCCAAUGCCCUCCUCUUCAUCGACAAAUACACCCAAAUCUACCGCAUCCUCCUCCCCAUCUGCAACACCCUCUCGCAGAUCCCGUCGCUAGCGACCAAACCUGCCAUCCGAAAGUACAUCGAUGAAGAGUUUGGAUCACCCGAGAAUCUGACCAAGGAGAUUUUGGGCGAUUUCUUUAGGCAUGGAUUUGAUGGAUCUGGGGCUGAUAACUUUUUCGAUGCUGGGAGCUGUAUUGAUGGACGGCUGACGAGCGCGUGGAAUUGGUGUAGUUCGCUGGAGAAGAAGAGGUACUUCCCGGUGUUUUUGCUUACAGGCUUCAUUGGAUUCGACGGGGAGUGGUAAGCGUAGACUAUUGUGUAGCCAGAGAGGUAAUACUAUCUAUCUGUGCCGUUGCUCUUGUAUUCGCCUGGCUCUGUUGCUUCUCGAAUUCCGCGGUGAUAAAAAUAGAACUGAGGUUUAGCGCCACUGAG